AUGUAAGUUGCUGAAACUUUUAGAAAUGUGAUUAAUUUAUGCUAUAAUCUAUAAUACUAAUAGGCUCAAUAAAUGAUUAUUGCAUUAUACUAAUAAAUUAAUUAUUUGAUUUUGAACAAUCCAUUGAUAAAUUUGAUCUAUUAGGAUCUGCAGUAAUCUCUGAAAUAUUAUAAUACAAUAUAGUAAUUCAAAUUAUUUUAGGUAUUUCAAUGA
Paramecium pentaurelia is the source of this 213-nucleotide messenger RNA. Lineage: Eukaryota; Ciliophora; Oligohymenophorea; Peniculida; Parameciidae. The record is from the annotation of a GenBank genome assembly.